UCAAGAUCUACUCGUCUUUCCACAUGAAAUAACUGGAAGAAAUUCCAAAUUUGCAGGUCGUACAUGCGCGAGUACUUGUAAAAAUGCUCACGCUGUCUUGAAAAUUGGCGCAAAAUGUGAUUUGGUCGCAGUCUGGAGCUCUGAUAUACAGUAAUUGUUUUUAAUGUUUUGGCAGAUGGCCAUCUAGCAAACUGAUAUAACCCCCGCCUCGCCCCCCACCCCUAUGUCAUCGUCCAUCGCGAUGUUUCACUGUAGGCAUCAUCCGAUGCAAAUUUGUUGGACAUCGCCCAACCCUAAUGGCCAGAGGUGUAAAGGAUUUAUGCAAAAUGAACUUUAUUACUACACUAAGGAAAUAUUUUGGGAUGGAGAAGCCACCAUUGCCCACUGAUGAGGAUGGGUGUGGAUUGGCUGCGGGUCGUUCAGACAUGGCUCUGGUGUCGGCUGAUGAGGGCGAGGCUAUGGGAACUGAAGAGCAGGGAGACAGGCCAGCGUGGGACAGUAAGAUACAGUAUGUGCUCGCCCAGGUGGGCUUCAGUGUGGGCUUGGGCAAUGUCUGGAGGUUCCCCUACCUUUGUCACCAAAAUGGAGGAGGUGCCUUUAUGGUAUUAUAUGUGAUGUUGUUGGUUAUUAUUGGGGUUCCUCUGUUCUUCAUGGAGUUAGCCGCUGGGCAGAGCAUCCGCCAGGGCAGCAUCGGGGUCUGGAAACACAUCUCACCCCGCCUUGCAGGCAUCGGCUACUCUAGCUGCAUGGUGUGUUUCUUUGUGGCCCUCUACUAUAAUGUGAUCAUUGCCUGGUCGUUGUUUUAUUUGGGGAAUUCAUUUCAAUAUCCAUUACCAUGGGAACAGUGCCCUGUCGAUCUGAUCACAAACCAGACAGUGAAGGAAUGUACAGCAAGCUCUCCUACUUCAUAUUUCUGGUUCAGAAAGGCUCUGGACAUCUCAGACUCAAUAGAUCAGUCGGGAGAAUUUAACGGCAUCAUGACCGGUUGUCUUCUUGCUGCCUGGGCUAUAGUGUGUCUCGCAAUGAUCAAAGGCAUCAAGUCUUCUGCCAGGGUGAUGUAUUUCUCCUCUGUGUUUCCAUACGCUGUUCUGAUCUGUUUCCUCAUCCGAGGGCUCAUGUUGGACGGGGCUAUAGAUGGCAUCAAAUACAUGUUUUAUCCAAAGCUGGAGAUUUGGGGGGAGGUGAAGGUGUGGCGUCAGGCGGCAACGCAAGUGUUCUUUGCUUUGGGUCUGGGUUAUGGCUCCGUGAUCGCAUAUUCAUCCUACAACCCCGUGCAUAACAACUGCCACCGUGAUGCCAUCAUGGUCUCUGGCAUCAACUUCAUGACGUCAGUGUUGGCCUCUCUUGUCGUCUUUGUGGUCCUCGGUUUCAGAGCCAAGAAUAUUGCAUUGAACUGUGUUGCAACUAAUUUGGCCUCACUGGCUGAAAUGGCAGAAACAGGUUCAUCACAGCAUUGGUGGCCAUGGUUUAACAUGUCUGAUCCCAAAUCAGUGAAUCUUCAGGAAUACAGAGAAUGGUACAGCCACUACGGAAGCAUGCUAGGGUCAAAUAUCACUGACUGUGACCUGGAAAGAGAAAUGAGCAAGGGUGUGGAGGGCACAGGAUUGGCCUUCAUAGCUUUUACAGAAGCGAUGGCUUUGUUUCCUGGAAGUCCGUUUUGGUCAGCGUUGUUCUUUCUCAUGCUGUUGAAUCUGGGCCUGUCUACCAUGUUUGGUACCAUGCAGGGGAUUCUCACCCCACUCAUGGACAACUUCAAAACGCUGGGGCGUCACAAGACCAUGUUGACAGGUACACCCAUAUUGUUCACUUACAGGCUGAUAUUAAUGGAUGGUGGGCUUUAACUGGUUAUUAGAUCAAUUUUUGCCCCCAAUACACUAGUCAUUAGAAAAGAUUCUAAAGGCUGAUACAGAUCCUAUUUUAUCACUUUUGUGGCUAUUAGAGCUCAUUUCAUUGUUGUUAAAGCAUGAAGUCAUUAACACUGGAGAAAAAUACAAACAUUUUCCUAUUGCUUGUUUUGUCAGUAAUUAAAGGGCAUAGUUUACCCCCAAAAUUAAAGGCCCCCAAAUGUAGCCCUUUCACAACAUAUAAUUUAAAUCUUAGGAGUCCACAGAAUGUGGAUAAAUACUCAAAAUACACCACAGAUCUUGUAUUAUCUUGUAUUAUACUGUGCCCUACAUGUCCAUUUUUGCCUGUGAGGAAAAACCAAGGGGUAAUCUUCCUGUCUCUCUCGUGAAACCAACAGAGAAGUGACUAAAACUGCAAUUCAUCGACUGGCCGCUAGAGGCUGGCUCCAAAACAGAGCAGAAUCUCAUUGAGCCCCAUGUUAAAAUGGCCAACUUUACAGCACAAAAAACAUGUUUACAGCCUGGUACAAAAAAUGAUUUUGGUCUACAUAGGUCAUUUUACCCUUCAUGACAACUGUGAGGAGGGUGAUUUUUUUUAUAACUCACCCGUUUAACUUAUAUUAAGCCUUAAAAUUCUGCAAAAUAGUUGCGUGGCCACUUGAGUGACAAGUGGUUUCAGCCAACCGGGCGCCUCAGCUCCAACCAUGUCCCUCUUUGCCCAUUUACGAUUAUCCGGGAGUGACGAGCGAUGAUGCGAUGCCAAGAUGGCGACGACCGGCUUUGCCUUCUUUAGGCUUCAUUUUUACUCUUCACAAACCUACGGGUGACGUCAUGGACACUACAUCCAUAUUUUGUGUCUAUGGGAAAAACAGGCUGUGUCUCUUUAAAUGCAAAUGAGCUGCUGGUCUCCGCCCCCUUUCCAGCAGAAAGCACAGGGCGGUGUGAGCCGGACGGUGCUUCCAACAACAAAACUGAAGAGAUGGUCAUUAAGCGAAUGAGAAACACUGUCUCAUCUUUAAAAGCCAAACACAUUGUUUUGUAUAAGUGAGAGUACAUAAGACAAUCGCGUUAUUUGUUUAAAAACUGAGGACGCCGUUUUCUGAGUGAACGCACUCCGCUUUAUGUCUUUACAACAUGCACAUUGUUUUUAUACGUGACAAUACACGGGAUAAACGCAUCAUAUCUAUAAAAACUGAAAACAUGCUCUCUUUGAGUGAAUGCACUUUGCGUUAUGUCUUUACAACGUGCAUAUUGUUUUUAUAUGUGACAAUACACAGGACAAACGCGUCAUAUGUUUAAAAACUGAAAACAUGACCCAUUAUGAAUCCAGCAUUUUACUAACAU
Triplophysa rosa is the source of this 3188-nucleotide messenger RNA. RefSeq names its product solute carrier family 6 member 16a (gene slc6a16a). The transcript has 9 exons. Gene Ontology annotation, cellular component: membrane. NCBI's taxonomy places the organism in Eukaryota, Metazoa, Chordata, Actinopteri, Cypriniformes, Nemacheilidae. Bases 297 to 1841 code for a protein of 514 amino acids. Gene Ontology annotation, biological process: sodium ion transmembrane transport. The record is from RefSeq and is a predicted model, not a curated record.